Messenger RNA from Microplitis demolitor, 898 nucleotides. RefSeq lists its product as uncharacterized. Lineage: Eukaryota; Metazoa; Arthropoda; Insecta; Hymenoptera; Braconidae. The record is from RefSeq and is a predicted model, not a curated record. The transcript has 2 exons. Bases 207 to 773 code for a protein of 188 amino acids.
UUCUUGGGCUUGUUCAAGUUCACGGCAGGUCCUUGAACCUGUGAGGUUUGAGUGCAGCGAUCGGAAGUGACCGUAGGUGAGCGAAAGGAAUAAAGAAGAAGAACAAGUACAGAGAGUGGGGAACUAGUAAAAAGAACUUCGCUGGAUCUUGAUCUUCUGUAGUCUUUUGUCAGUUACGCGACAGGCAGGUUCUAUAAAUCAGCACCAUGGUCUUGAUCAUCAACAUGAGAGUCUUCAAAACAGUCUUUACACUUUUACUUACGAUAACAAGUUGUGUAAACGCUGGACCAGCCUCAUUUUUACGCCUGGAACACAGAACGGACGACGAUUCUGCAUCACUUCCGGUGGAUAAUUUGGCUGAUGGUUCAACAGCUUCACCGACAAAGGACACUUACGAUCAGCGACAAAACGGAACGGAGAACUAUCGGAUUCAUGUUGAUGGUUUCUUUGUCGUUGUUGCUCCUGUAGAAGCCAUUUUACUUGCUGGUGCAGUUGCUGGCAGUGAUAAUGAUUUAUUAUCUGGACUUGCUGGAAUUGGAGGUAAACCACAAGAAUCUAAACCUCAAGAUUCAAAACCUGGUGAUGAUAAACCUGAUGAUAAGCCUGCGGAUGACAAGCCUGCAGAAGAUAAACCUGCAGAAGACAAACCUACGGAUCACAAACCUGCGGAGAAGACAAAAUUUGAAGCUUCGCUAAAAAAAUCAGUACCUAGACCUCACAUCAAACUCGUCAGCUUCCUGACACCGCUUCUGCGAAGAAUUGUCCAGCACUGAAUCUUAUAUUUAAUUACUUAAGUAUUUUAUAAAUAAUAAUUAAAAGUGAUACUUAUAAUUUUUUUUUUUUAUUAAAAUGAUAUUUAUUUGGUAUUAGAAUACAGACAAAAGUAUUUAGUAGCAUA